Molecule: messenger RNA, 645 nt
Organism: Cetraspora pellucida
Lineage: Eukaryota; Fungi; Glomeromycota; Glomeromycetes; Diversisporales; Gigasporaceae
Source: the annotation of a GenBank genome assembly
AUGGCCUGUGCAUUUUGCUUUGCGAUACAAACAUACGCUCAACUCGUCCUUUAUCAUCAUUCAAUUUCGGAAGCAUUGAAGAAAUUUUUUUGUUAUUUUAUAAUUAUAUAUCCUGUUGUUAUGAUAAGCAUCCUUAUUGGAUUAUCAGCACGUUUUAAUGCUGUUGAACCGAGAAGAAUAAAUUGCGACGUUGUUUAUCCUAUUUGGAUUAGGUUAUUUAGCUUUUCUGGUAUUAAUCAACUUUAUAGUAUUCCAGGCACAAUUUUAAGUGGUCGUGCCGCUUAUGAAGUAUAUAAACAUAUGGACCAACUUAAAAAGCCGAGUACUAAUUCUACUGAACAAAUAAUUACUCAAAAUAAUAUUCAAGAACCUAAAUAUUCUAAAGAUCCUUUUUCUAAAACGAGCAGGUCUUAUAAUUUGACAAGAGCUGCUGCUAUUAAAAUGGUCACAUUUUCUUUUUUAUUUGCUUUCAUAAAUUUGUUGUCUAGUAUAUCAAGUUUUGCUGCUAUUAUAAAAGGUUACCCUCUUGUAAAAGAACCUUAUAUCAUGGAUUUUAUUGGUAAAUCUCUUGGAAUUUUUGUAUUUCUUGUUUUUGGGUGGCCACAUAAUUUCGAAAAGGCUAAGCAGAUUUGGCUAAAUGGUUAA